Messenger RNA from Octopus bimaculoides (California two-spot octopus), 444 nucleotides. Its product is annotated as serine-aspartate repeat-containing protein I-like. The record is from RefSeq and is a predicted model, not a curated record. NCBI's taxonomy places the organism in Eukaryota, Metazoa, Mollusca, Cephalopoda, Octopoda, Octopodidae.
AUGGCUAAAAAUUGGAUCUUUUUGAACAAUGAUGUUGAUGACACCAAUGCCGACGGCUAUGCUGUCGACACCAACGCCUCAUACGUCGACACCGACGCUUCCGACGUCGAUGCUUUCGAUUCCGAUGCUUCUGAUGUCGACGCUUCCAAUGUCACAGCUUCCAACGUCGACGCUUCCGAUGCCGACGUUGACGCAAACACGGCCGACACUUCCGAUGCCGACGUUGACGUCAACGCUGCCGAUGCCGACGCAAACGCUGCCGACGUUGACGCAAACACUGCCGACGUUGACGCCAACGCUGCCGAUGCCGGCGCAAACGCUGCCGACGUUGACGCAAACACUGCCGACGUUGACGUCAACGUUGCCGAUGCCGACGCGGCCAUCAUUAACGUCGAUGAUAAGCUGUACGUAGAUGAAGAUUGGGAGAAGAUUUGUGAAGAAUGA